UUUGCAAAGUUUAAGCACUUGCAUUAUUGCAAUUAAGCUUUUAAAUUAAAAUAAUUCAACUAUGAGCUCCUGCAUGGAAAUUCCCAGUUCCUUGGGUAAGACCAAGGAAACAGCCCGGAUCGUGAUCAUAGGUGCCGGUGCCUCGGGUAUUGCAGCCGCCACGAGACUCCUUGAGCAAGGAUUUAAACAUGUGACUGUUUUCGAGGCGGAGGAUCGCAUCGGAGGUCGCAUUAACACCAUACCCUUUGGCGAAAAUGUAAUGGACUUGGGAGCCCAAUGGUGUCACGGUGAGGGGGGCAACGUGGUCUACGAAAAGGUCAAGGACUUGGAUGUCCUUAAGCCAACUGGGGAGUAUGUCAUGCACUAUAUACGCUCCAACAAGGACAUUCUCACCGAUGACCAGAGCAAUGCAUUCAAUGAAUUCUUACAAACUUACAAAGUGGAUGAGGACUACGAGGGUUCCGUGGGGGAUUUUAUUACUCAACUUUACUGGAAGAAUGCGGUUAAGGACACCGACGAUAAGACGAUUGCCAAGGAAGCCCUUGACUGCCUCAAGAAGGUCAUUUGCACCUCGGAUGCCUGCGAUCACUUGUUCGAACUAUCAACGCGGAACUAUCUGAAUUUUAAGGAAUGCGACGGCGAUCAGAAUCUCAGCUGGAAGGACAAAGGGUUCUGGUUUUUCCUAAGUCUCCUGCUGGGAGCGGACAAGGAUAAGCCCGGCGACCAGGGAACCCUAAAGGGUCAUGUCCGGCUUAACAGGCGAAUCGCUGAGAUUAAUUGGUCGGGUUCCGAGGAAUUACUACUUCGCUGCUGGAAUGGAGAAAUUGUCAGGGCGGAUCACGUGAUCUGCACAGUCUCUCUGGGAGUCCUUAAGGAGAAGCACCCCAAGCUAUUUGUGCCACCACUGCCAUCCCCGAAGCUGAAGGCCAUCGAAGGCCUUAACCUGGGGACUGUGAACAAGCUGAUUUUGGAAUUCGAGGAGCAACCGCUGCCGGAGAAAAUGCUGGACGUCAUGUUCCUUUGGGUGGAGGCAGAUCUUCGAGAGCUGCAAGCCGGAGAGUUCUUCUGGCUGGAAAGCUUGUGCGGCUUUCAUCGUGUCGAUGGUCAGCCCAAGAUUCUAGAGGGCUGGAUUAUAGGCGCCCAUGCUCGCUAUAUGGAGAGCUUAACCGAGGAGAAGGUUCUCGAGGGGAUUCUCUGGCUUUUCCGGAAGUUCUGCAACUUCAGUGUCCCGCAUCCCAAGCGCUUCCUGCGCACCCAGUGGCAUUCGAAUCCCAAUUUCCGCGGCAGUUACAGCUACUAUCCCACCUAUUCCGAUGAAAUUCGGGCUGGCCGUUCGGAUUUGGAAUCCCCACUUUCAAAUAUGGCCGGAAAGCCCAGGCUUCAGUUUGCCGGCGAGGCCUCCAGUCGUAAUCAUUUCUCCACCGUACACGGAGCCACGGAAUCCGGAUGGCGUGAAGCUGAUCGUUUGAUUGAAUUUUAUAAGGGACACGAUAAGAACUGAGUCUCCAAGGAGUAACCAU
This is a messenger RNA of Drosophila bipectinata, 1520 nucleotides long. RefSeq names its product spermine oxidase. Lineage: Eukaryota; Metazoa; Arthropoda; Insecta; Diptera; Drosophilidae. Gene Ontology annotation, molecular function: polyamine oxidase activity. The record is from RefSeq and is a predicted model, not a curated record.